Esox lucius (northern pike) is the source of this 1716-nucleotide messenger RNA. RefSeq names its product G protein-coupled receptor 18 (gene gpr18). The transcript is spliced from 2 exons. Bases 106 to 1188 code for a protein of 360 amino acids. Gene Ontology annotation, cellular component: membrane. NCBI's taxonomy places the organism in Eukaryota, Metazoa, Chordata, Actinopteri, Esociformes, Esocidae. Gene Ontology annotation, biological process: phospholipase C-activating G protein-coupled receptor signaling pathway; positive regulation of Rho protein signal transduction. Gene Ontology annotation, molecular function: G protein-coupled receptor activity. The record is from RefSeq and is a predicted model, not a curated record.
CUUGACACUCAGAGAGAGCUAGCAACAUAGCUGCAAACCACAUUGCUUCGCAAUUCCUUUAAAGUUAUUUUAUGAAGAACCUUUUUGGAGAAUGCUAAGAAAGACAUGAACAGUGCUGUUUUACAGGUUAGUAAAACCGUCAUGAACGUGGAUCAGAACUCAUCUACAGAAGAUGCCCUUAACAUAUUGAACACAACCAUGGAGUUUAGCACAGUUCGAUCAUUGGAACCAGUCCCUAAAGAAUUCCGCUCUGCAGCCCUGGUGUUCUACUGUGUCAUUUUCACCAUUGGCGUAGUGGUCAACAUCACUGCAUUAUGGGUGUUUGCCUUGACCACCAAGAGGAGGAACUCAGUCUCGGUCUACAUGAUAAAUGUGGCAAUAGUGGAUCUCAUCUUUAUCAUCCUUCUCCCCUUCCGGAUGGUUUACUAUGGCCUGGACCACUGGCCAUUCGGAGACAUCUUCUGUCGGGUCAGUGCAGCUCUGACCGUUUUCUAUCCCUGCAUGGCCCUCUGGCUAUUCGCCCUGAUCAGCACUGACCGCUAUGUGGCAAUUGUUCAGCCUAAACACAGCAAGGAACUUAAGAACAUCCCCAAAGCCCUGUUGGCAUGCAUCGGGGUUUGGAUCAUGACUCUGGGUAGCACCAUCCCCUUGCUGUUCCCUGACCAUGACCCGGAUCAAGUCUCCAACUUCACUACCUGCACCAAGAUGCGAGACAUUAUCCACCUACGACCGGACAAUCCUGUACACUUUGUGCGUCUAGUCUUUUUCUUCCUGGUGCCCAUUUGUAUAAUGAUCGGUUGCUACGUGGUGAUCGUGGAUAACCUCAUCCAUGGGAGGACAUCCAAGCUUAAACCUAAAGUCAAGCAGAAGUCCAUCAGGAUUAUCAUCACGCUCAUAAUCCAGGUGCUGGUUUGUUUUGUGCCCUUCCACGUUUGUUUGAUCAUUCUCUUGUUGGAAGGUGGGGAUGGAUUGGACUACAGUACGUGGGGGGCAUUCACAACAUUUCUGAUGAACCUGAGUACAGUGUUGGACAUAAUUCUCUACUACAUUGUUUCAAAACAGUUCCAGGAUAGAGUGAUCAGUGUCAUACUGUACAGGAACUAUCUGCGUAGCGUGCGGAGGAAGAGCAUACGCACACAUACAGGAAGUGUGAGGUCUCUAAGUAAUUUAACCAGCGGAAUGAUCUAAAUGUGGAACCAGGGACUUGUGCUUGCUUUCUGUUGCAUUUUUUAAAAUAGUUAACUAUGAAGUUGGAUUAACAUGGGGAAGCAGAGGUAGUCAAAUGAUCAAGAGCCAUGGAUCAUUUAACUAAAUGGUGGUUCUAAUCCCUGAGCUGACAUGGUGAAAGACACUGUCGUUAAGUCUGAGCAAGAUAGUUAACCAUAAUUGCACCUAGGUUGUUGUUGUAAAUAAGAAUGUGUUGUUAGCACACUUACCUGAUCAAUUUACGAUUAAAUAAAUACAGUAAAAUUUACUUCUAACCUUUGUAUAAAUACUUGUUUUUCUAUAACAUCUAUGUAAAAAGAAAACCUUAAUAAAACUGAAUUGAUUUCAAUGUACGGGAGAAUUGUUUUAACAUAAACAUCUGGUCAUGGUCAGGACUAACUGAAUUACCCCUCAGACUACUAUACAACACAUGUACACAUCAGAUGAGACAGGGUUGCUGUCAAUGUGUAUUUGUCACUGUUAAAGUACAGUAAGAGAAUUUGUGAAUAU